UGAGCAUACCGUAGGUGGAUCGUAGGAUAAAAAUUACACCCUGAGUGACCGGUCGUAACAUACCCACAAUGCCCCCCUAACCUGUGCCCACUUGGGGACUUGGGCGGUCCCCGCCACCACUUUGUUGGGCGCAGUCGACAUUGCACGACGGUCAAGAUGAUGAUCAGCCCAAUUUUGGUCGUCCAGGCGACUCUGGUUUUGGCAUCUGCGGUCGAGGGCUACAACCUCUUUUCUAAUCCGUCCGUCAUCUAUCCACUGACGUAUUAUUCAGCCGAAAGCGGUGUCAGGCAAAUCUUCCCCAGAAAUGAAGAUGCCAUCCUACCCUGCCCAGGAGAAGCCUUCUUUGUCCACCCCAUGAACUGCUCGAGAUUCUAUAGGUGCGUCGACUACACCGGCAAUGGAGCAUUGUUCAGCCGAUACUUCUUCGAGUGUCCCCCGGGCCACGUAUUCUUCACGGCAGUGCAAACUUGCCUCCCAGGAUUUUGUCCCAGUUCUCCCCAGCCAGUUGUUCCGCCGGCCACCCCUGCUCCUACAACGCCAUCAGUCAGCCCGACAGGAACGGGAAGUUCCGCGUUUCCUGUAGAACCAGUGACAGGAUCUCCGUUCCCCAUAACAUCGAAACCAGUUCUGGUCACGACGACCAGUGCGCCCGAAACAUCAGCUCCUGUCUUCCCUAUUACGUCCGUUACACCAGCAACCGUUUUCCCUAUUACUUCUGGUCCACAAGCUCCCGUUUUUCCUGUCACGCCUUCUACUGCAGCACCCCCAGUCACUACCCUUGGGCCUUCUUCAGUAGUUGUUCCUUCUGAUGAGGGUUGCGUAGACAGGUACGUGCAGCAUCCUGAUUUCUGCAACGUGUACACUCCUUGCGACGACCCCACCGUGCGGUACGUGUGCCCUGGAGGAACGGCUUUCGACCAGGCUAGGCAGAUGUGCCGCAUCAGCGCUUUUGAUGACGGCCUAUGCACUGGGAAGGAGGUCUUUGAGCAUGCAUUCCUGCUGAGGUCAGAGAACAUCGGCUCACAUGUCCGUCUUCCAGACUACAUUCAUGUCCCCACUUCCAGACCAUACCAAGGUACCCUGACUGGUGUCCAAGUAGUUCCUGUUGGUCAUCCUUCUGUAGCGAAACCAAGCUUCCAAACUGCCAGCCCGCUCCAGCUUUACCUUUGGCCUACAUCCAAACCUCAAGGGACAGCCUCCCAGUUUUCGUUGCCAAACUUUGGAAUUGAGCAGAACGUGCACCGGCCGCUAUUCAGUCGACCUGCUCAGGUUUACCGUAGACCAGAUGAGGAUGAUUCCUCUUCUGUAGAGACUUACAGUAGCAACUUCAAUGUCUUAAGGCCUGUAGGCGUCGAGGCAGCUCCUCCUGCUUCCACCAAGCUGAGGCCCUUAUCCCAAGCUCGUCGUCCUUCUGGGCACCUUCACUUCCCUUACGUGCCCGCUCAUCUCUUCGGCUUCCAGAGGGAAGUCGUCUAAAGCAGAAGUUUAUUUUGAUUUUUGUGUCCCGAUUCAGCACUAGCAAAUAUUAGAAUGUGGGCUCACCCUUGUCCUGAUGUUCAGAACGAAAUUGACGACUUUCAGAAGAUUUUUUUUAUUAUUUUUUUCAUUUGAGAGGUACUGUACACAACCAGUACCCGAACUUGGGCAUUUUAAUACAUAAUUCAUACUAGAGCAACUUAAUAGUUGCGCAAGUUGUGACUGAUCUAAGAAUAAGAAUUUGUAAUCAGUUGCCAAGAGAUUAGUGUCAUAUAUUAACUCAAGUUUGACGCUAGUUGCUUGAAUGACAUCAUGCGGAGAAUAGAUCCUACAAAAACUCUUCUGCAACUUGCGAUUUACCGAGUCACUGCUCAAGACGACCUACGUUAGCCCAGCAAUGAACAUUUCAUUAUUAUAUCAAGGUAAUGGGAUAUUUAUGAACCAGUAGAUAGCAAAAGUAAUUCAUUGCUAUUCCUAUAUAGUAUCUUGGUUGGUGGUCAUAGUUUCCCAGUAUUAGAUUUUGUAUUUAAAUGUUCACUAUACGUAUUUACAUUUUAUUUAUUUUUACCUAUCUUUAACCAAAAGUUGUAGUGACGUAGGUGUUUCUGGAUGUUUAAAGUAUCAUUUUUAUAUUUCAAACGGCACGUAAUUUUCACUGUAUUAUCGUAAUGUUUAGUCGCCUUACAUCAUAAUUUUUGAAGCCCACAGCGACCCAGUGGCAGUAUUAGGCGAGUGAAGCCGAACCAGGCAAUUGCUUUAAGAGUUUUCUCUCAUCAGUCUUUUUUUUAAAGGUGGACGGAUCAUCCACCAACAUCUUUCUCAUCAUCUUAAAGAAAUUGCCUCUCUCUCUCUCUCUCUCUCUCUCUCUCUCUCUCUCUCUCUCUCUCUCUCUCUCUCUCUCUCUCUCUCUCUCUCUCUCUCUCUCUCUUCCCGCAAUGGCGUAUUUUGCUUUUUUAUUGCCAUUAACUUAAUGGGCAUCGUAGUUCUUUUUGAGACAAUGAUAAUGGCGGUUCUUGGUAGCCUCAUGUUAAAAGAAUGUUCGAGAAUAUACUUCAUCGUUGUGUGGGGUGUUUUGUUGUAAUGCAGAGUAAUCAAUUUCUUAGACUAAUGUUUUUGUUUUCUUCGUAAAAUAGAAGAAGGUUUUUAUCAUCUUACUUUUUAGAGUAGUUAACUUCUCUUUUUGUUUUGCUUCUUAUGUUGAUUUUGUUGAAAUAGAACAGUAUCCCAGUCUUAA
Molecule: messenger RNA, 2710 nt
Organism: Macrobrachium nipponense
Lineage: Eukaryota; Metazoa; Arthropoda; Malacostraca; Decapoda; Palaemonidae
Product: mucin-2-like
Exons: 6
Coding region: 157-1476 (439 amino acids)
Cellular component (GO): extracellular region
Molecular function (GO): chitin binding
Source: RefSeq, a predicted model, not a curated record